Emiliania huxleyi CCMP1516 is the source of this 153-nucleotide messenger RNA. RefSeq lists its product as hypothetical. Lineage: Eukaryota; Haptophyta; Isochrysidales; Noelaerhabdaceae. Bases 1 to 153 code for a protein of 50 amino acids. The transcript is spliced from 2 exons. The record is from RefSeq and is a predicted model, not a curated record.
AUGCCGCUCGCAGCGCUCACGCCCCUCGCUAUCAUCAGCGGCUGCCUGACGGUAGCCGGCGUGGGGAUGCACCUGAACCACUGGCUCUUCACCGGCGAGGAGGGCCUCUGGUCGCGGGACCGCCUCAUCAAAAAGGGCUACAUUAAGCAGUGA